Messenger RNA from Anguilla anguilla (European eel), 944 nucleotides. It is a transcript of the gene arr3b, whose product is annotated as arrestin 3b, retinal (X-arrestin). Gene Ontology annotation, molecular function: G protein-coupled receptor binding. Gene Ontology annotation, biological process: G protein-coupled receptor internalization; visual perception; signal transduction. The transcript has 11 exons. The record is from RefSeq and is a predicted model, not a curated record. NCBI's taxonomy places the organism in Eukaryota, Metazoa, Chordata, Actinopteri, Anguilliformes, Anguillidae. The coding region runs from base 39 to 944 and encodes 301 amino acids.
UUUUCCCCACAGAAACCUGCCGCCCAUUCACAGCAGAAAUGGCAAAGAUCUACAAGAAAUCCAGUGGCAAUGGCUCGAUCUCCCUCUACCUGGGGAAGAGAGACUUUGUGGAUCACGUGGACAGUGUGGACAUUGUUGAUGGUGUGCUGAAGGUGGACCCCUCAGAACUGGAGGGCAGGAAAGUGUGGGUGCAGAUGCUCUGUGCCUUUCGCUAUGGCCAAGAGGACCUGGAUGUGAUCGGACUGUCCUUCAGGAAAGAUAUCUGGAUUCAGCACAUACAGAUUUACCCGUCUGAAGGAAGUAAGCCAGCCAACACCCCCAUGCAGGAUGCCUUGAUGAAGAAAAUUGGGGACCAGGGCCAUCCCUUCACCUUCACAAUUCCUAACAACCUGCCAUGCUCUGUCACUCUACAACCAGGACCUGAUGACAAGGGCAAAUCUUGUGGUGUUGACUUUGAAGUGAAAGGGUACAUCGCCAAGGAAGCAGACAACCCGGAUGAGAAAGUAGAAAAGAAGGACACCUGCCGUUUGAUCAUUCGAAAGAUCCAGUUUGCUCCCGACCAAACAGGUGUGGGGCCCAAGGCCGCAAUCAGCAGGCAGUUCAUGAUGUCAGACAAGCUGGUCCAUCUAGAAGCUUCUCUGGGGAAGGAGGUGUAUUACCAUGGUGAUCCAAUCACAGUCAAAGUAAAAAUCAACAAUGAAACCAACAAAGUUGUGAAGAAAAUUAAAAUAACGAUUGACCAGACUGCAGAUGUGGUGCUCUACUCAGCUGAUAAAUACACAAAGUGUGUGCUGAAUGAGGAGGAUAGCGUCAAUGGCAAUUCAACAUUUGAGAAAGAGUACCAAAUUACUCCCUUGUUGGCAAACAACAAAGAGAAGCAUGGACUGGCCCUGGACGGAAAGCUAAAGGAUGAGGACACCAACCUGGCAUCCACCACAAUGUGA